Cooperia oncophora is the source of this 1143-nucleotide messenger RNA. The record is from the annotation of a GenBank genome assembly. NCBI's taxonomy places the organism in Eukaryota, Metazoa, Nematoda, Chromadorea, Rhabditida, Trichostrongylidae.
AUGGGAUUGAGAGUCGAAGGUACCGGUUUUGGUAGUGGGGAGUUGUUUGAGUGCAUCGACUCCACCAGAAGCUUCAUUGAGGAUAAAACGAGACACGUCAGCUUCGAUAAUUAUUUCCGUGGGUCUACACCGAUAAGCGGUUGCGCUACACCAGAUUCAGUUCGGUGCGAAGACGAAACGGAAGCGCUGGCAAAAGGUGUCAUCGAGAGUUUGUUCUCUGGUGUAGCGAUCACACCCCUUACUCCGGCGCAGGACUUCAAGGACGAACUGCGUAAAGUGACAACGUCUAAGCAGAACAAGGCGGUACGCAAGUUAUACAUGGACAACUUGACGGAGUGUGACUCUCCAGAAAAGCCAGCCAAAGACCUACUACCGGCCAUGGAUUUGAAAGCGUCUACAGCUGGAGCUGACAAAUUCGAGCCCAUUGUUAGCUUAAUGGAUGUGUCUGGACAGUCCACUUCACAAGCAAAACCCACGGAUAUUGCUCCUUCAAUCCCAGAAGAGCCCGUCGUAACAGGAGAUGACGAUGGUGACUCAUGGGAAAACUUGGAUGACACGAAACUUGAGGAGCAGAUGAGUGCGUUGAAGCUGGAAGUAGCGUCCAAGACGCCACGACGUCCUAUCAACUAUUUCGCUCCACCCGUGGAAGUUGCAACUCCUUGGGAUCCUUUUCUGUUGCCACAUGUCCUUGAAGCGUACGAUGUACCUGAAUACAAGCUUGCUGAAGAUGUGGUGAACGCUUUGGCGGCUACCGACUGGGGUAAUGCCACAGUGAAAUGGUUGGAACGCAAGAUUGUUUUUGUGGUGUUUGCUAGCGAACGCCAAGCACGCGAUGCUUUGGUGCUACAUAAGCAUCAGUGGUUACGAUUACGGCCACUUGCGAAAUCACCAGCACGCGUUCAAGAGAAGGCUCGAGAGAUCCAGGCGCAGUUGAAACCCACAAGGGCCCGUCCCAAAACUAAUGCUGGUGUCGCUCGUAGAAUGGUGGAAAAUACAUUGGGAAUGCGCUCAUCAGUUUCAAAGGAGCAGCGCGAUGCAGAAAGGAAGCAGCUAUCUGAUGCGAAAGGUACUACUGUUUUAAAUGGUGCUUUCUCGGUAGAAUUGGAGAUAAGUUAUGCACGGUAUUUUAUGAGCUAUCUAUGA